UAUUUUUCUAUUUUUACUUUUGUAUAUUUUGAAGUAACAUGCUUCUUAAAAAUAUACACUAUAAAAAAGUUAGUUUUUUAAAAAAGUUAUCUUUGGAAUCUUUCGAAAAUGUUGCAGCUAUAAACCGCUUUAUGAAACUCAUCGCGGCUCUUUAAACAGUUUGACUUGUUUUUUAAUUCCAAACAAAUUUUUAUUGAAAAAAGUUUUUAAUUAAAAAAAACAAAAACUAAACAUUGUUUUAAAAAAGAAAGAAUAGUCGUAAAGCAUCAAAUUUUUUUUUACCAAGUUGAGCAGAAUACAAAUUGCACCAAAACGCAGGGAAACGAAAAAAGUUAUUUAAUCACCACAUAUAAAUACCUAACAUGACUAUCACUACCACGGUUUUAAAUUCAACAGUUGCCACCUCAUCUACCCCAAUUUGGUUUCCUGUCAGAGACAUAACUCUUUCAGAGUGGUGUAUUGUAGUUUCGUUUGCGUUGAUUUUGAGUACGGGAGUGCUUGGAAACGCAUUUGUUAUAUAUGUUUUUGGCUACAAACGAAAAUCAAAUCGUCGCUCGACAACAGAAUUGUUAAUUUUCUAUUUGGGAAUAAUUGAUUUUUUAUCUUCACUUCUUAAUCCUCCUUUGUAUAUUUACUGGACAUUAACAAACUAUCGGCGAUGGGAUUUCGGUUAUUUGGGUUGCCAAAUUAUUCCUUCGCUGGGACCAAUUAUGACUUCAGCAUCAUGUGGUGUGCUCCUAAUAAUUGCAGUUGAUCGAUACAUAGCAAUAGUGGCACCGUUUAGCGGUGAACUAACACCAAAAACAGUAACUAUAGUUUUUUUUUUUGACAUAGUCGUUUCAAUAUGUUUUUACCUUCAUUAUAUUCUUGCACUAAGGAUUCAUCCAAAAUAUAAAUAUUGCUUUGUUCCUGAUGUUGCUGAUUAUAAAUACGGAAUUCCAAACUGCGUGUUUGUAGUUUUACGUUUAUGUUUAUUUGCAACAGUUUUUAGCUUUACAAAUGUAAAAAUUUUUGAAACUUUAAGACAAUGCAACGGUAAUUCUACAAGUAAGGAGAUUCGAGUACAACGUCUUAAGCAGUCAAAACGAAUAAUGGGCUUGCUUGUGACAAUGGGUUUGGUGUUUACAUUUCUUGUUUUCCCAAGAGAGUUGUUUUAUUUGGUGUACAAUUUAUCUUGGAUGGUUAGUAAAAAUGGCGUGAAAUUUAAUUCUACUUUGUAUCAAAUAAACUCUUGGUUAAAAGUUGCACACACAGCAAAUAGUUGCGCUAAUGUGUUUAUUUAUUCCCAUAUGCAGAUUAUGUACCGGAAACAAAUUAUGCGAGUUUUUGCAUACUUUGGAUGCUGCAAGAAAACAUUUUCCCAUCAAAGCUUUUCGAUCACAUUUACAUCAUUUAUGAGAGAUAAAAGUAGAGCUUCAUUACGCAAAACUAAAAAAGAGUUUAAAAAAAUUCUUCUUAUAGACAAUGAAGAUUCGAUAAGCUCAGGAGAUGCUGUGUUUUUUCAAAGAGCCCAGCAGUGGAAAAAAAGACAACGUUAUGAUUCUAUGUUUUUAUUAUAGAUUUAUUAUAUUGAGUGUUUUUAUUAAAAUAUUGCUAGAAUUUA
Molecule: messenger RNA, 1603 nt
Organism: Hydra vulgaris (swiftwater hydra)
Lineage: Eukaryota; Metazoa; Cnidaria; Hydrozoa; Anthoathecata; Hydridae
Product: C5a anaphylatoxin chemotactic receptor 1
Biological process (GO): neuropeptide signaling pathway
Cellular component (GO): plasma membrane
Molecular function (GO): neuropeptide receptor activity
Source: RefSeq, a predicted model, not a curated record